Corylus avellana is the source of this 2816-nucleotide messenger RNA. Its product is annotated as microtubule-associated protein 70-2. Lineage: Eukaryota; Viridiplantae; Streptophyta; Magnoliopsida; Fagales; Betulaceae. Gene Ontology annotation, biological process: cytoskeleton organization. Gene Ontology annotation, molecular function: microtubule binding. The record is from RefSeq and is a predicted model, not a curated record.
AGCGUCUCUGCCAAUCCCACAUUUUUUUAUUUGAAAUAAAAUUAAUCACUCUCUCUCUCCCUCUCUCCCCUCACACUACUGACACUCUCCUAGAGAGAGAAACACUAAGCAGAGAUACAACCAGAUUUAAAUCACAAUCCCUCUAGAGAGAGAAACACGCAAAAGGCACUUCCUUCUCUCUCUUUCUCUCUCACUCACACUAUACCACCAUUUUCAAGCUCACACUUUCUCUCUCUAUCUCUCUUUCUCUCUCUCUCUCUCUCUCUCUCUCUCUCUAUAUAUAUAUAUAUAUAUAGAUAUCUGUAUACCUGUAUAUCUGUAUCAAUAUCAUAUAUAUAAUCUGAUUUGAAACCCUAGCUUCUGGAUCCUGAGGGCGAGGUGCAUUUGGAUGUGAGAUUCGUAGGUAGUAGAAUCGGUCAGAUCAGCUAUGGCGGAGUUGUCCGAAGAAAGGGGAGCGGUGGCUCCGGAGACAAGCAAUGGCGGUGCCGAGCCGACGGCUACUCCGACGCCGCCAGCGCCACUGACAGUGUCGGGAUCGUUCAAGGAGGGGAAGAGCUCGUCGCGGAGGAGGGCGUCGGUGAGGCCCAGCAUGGACGCCGACGAGUUCAUAAACCUGCUGCACGGGUCGGAUCCGGUCAAGGUCGAGCUCAAUCGGCUCGAGAACGAUGUCCGAGAUAAGGAGCGAGAGUUGGGAGAGGCCCAGGCGGAGAUCAAGGCCUUGAGGUUUUCUGAACGGCUUAGAGAAAAGGCCGUUGAAGAGCUCACUGAAGAACUAUCAAAGGUUGAGGAGAAGCUGAAGUUGACAGAGUCUCUUCUAGAAAGCAAAAAUCUUGAAAUAAAGAAGAUUAACGAUGAGAAGAAGGCUUCCAUGGCAGCUCAGUUUGCUGCUGAAGCCACUCUUCGAAGGGUUCAUGCUGCCCAGAAGGAUGAUGAUAUGCCACCAAUUGAAGCCAUUCUUGCGCCUCUGGAGGCUGAGCUCAAGCUUGCUAAGCAGGAGAUUGCAAAGCUUCAAGAUGAUAACAAAGCAUUAGAUCGUCUUACAAAAUCAAAAGAAGCUGCUUUACUUGAAGCUGAGAGGACAGUCCAGGUUGCCUUGGCAAAGGCCUCUAUGGUGGAUGAUCUCCAAAAUAAAAACCAGGAGUUAAUGAAACAGAUAGAAAUAUGCCAGGAAGAAAACAAAAUUUUGGACAAAAUGCAUAGACAAAAGGUUGCAGAGGUUGAAAAGCUUACCCAAACUGUACGGGAGUUGGAAGAGGCUGUUCUUGCUGGUGGUGCAGCUGCAAAUGCUGUGAGGGAUUAUCAGCGGAAAGUUCAGGAGAUGAAUGAGGAACGGAAAACUCUUGACCGGGAGCUGGCCCGUGCGAAGGUAACUGCAAACAGAGUGGCCGUAGUGGUUGCAAAUGAGUGGAAGGAUGCUAAUGACAAAGUGAUGCCUGUAAAGCAAUGGCUUGAAGAACGGAGAUUCUUGCAGGGAGAAAUGCAGCAACUUCGGGACAAGUUUGCUAUAGCUGAGCGAGCUGCAAAGACUGAAUCCCAGUUGAAAGAAAAAUAUCUAUUACGAUUAAAAGUGCUGGAGGAGAGUGUGAGGGGACCUUCUAAUAGUAACCCUCGCAGUACGCCAGAGGGGCGAAGUAUAAGCAAUGGGCCUUCUCGUCGUCAGUCAUUGGGUGGAGCAGAUAACAUCUCGAAAUUAACCUCCAAUGGUUUUUUUUCCAAGAGAACACCAACAUCUCAAUUUCGACCUUCUUUGUCCUCUAGUGCAGUAUUGAAGCAUGCUAAAGGCACUUCAAAAUCAUUUGAUGGUGGCACAAGGUCCUUGGAUAGGGGCAAGAUUCUCUUGAAUGGAACAAGCCCCAGUUAUACAUUCAACCAAUCUUGUGAGGGAACAAAGGAUGGUGAGGCAAAUAAUAACUGGAAAGGUGGUUCGGAUGAUAAGCCAAAUGAGUUCCAGGUGGUGGAUACAGAAGAUAGCGUCCCAGGGGUUCUGUAUGAUUUACUGCAAAAAGAGGUGGUAGCUUUGAGGAAAGCCGGCCAUGAGAAAGAUCAAAGCCUGAAAGACAAGGAUGAUGCUAUUGAGAUGUUAGCAAAGAAGGUAGAGACAUUGACCAAGGCAAUGGAAGUUGAAGCUAAGAAGAUGAGGAGAGAAGUAGCUGCCAUGGAAAAGGAGGUGGCUGCCAUGCGUGUAGAGAAAGAACAUGAGAAUAGGGCCAAGAGGUUUGGUAAUGUAAAGGGUCCGGUCAACAGUGCUCAGCUGCUUCCUUCAAGAAGUGUGGCUCGAGGUGGGUUGACACGCAGCACCCAAUGACUAGAAAUCUUGAUGCAGCGGCAGUAAAUCUGCAUAGGCCUUGUUCAUUUUUAUUUUUAUUUUUUUAAAUUUUCCCCUUAUUUCGUUCGUGAUUUGACUAUAUGUAACUGGCAUGCCGACGUCUCUACAUUGAAAUUGGCGGAGAGAAGAAAAUCCAAAAAUAGAACAGAAUCUGAGGAAGAAAUCGGUAUGCUUCUGACGUAGACUGUAAUUCCUCUGCUUAGGGCUCAGUAAAAAGCAAAAAGGAAGAUAAUUGACUUUGGGCUAACAUAUUGUCAGGUUUUCUUUGAGUGGGCCAGUGGUGUGGUUGUAUAGGUAGCUUAUUGGCUUUUACUUGUUCCUCUUCCAUUCUCAUUUUGCAGUUUAUAUUUGUAUUCUGUGUCUAGUGUGAUUGUUGUUGGUUCAGGUUUGUUAAUAUUUUUGUAAUCAGAUCAAGAUCAGAUGUUCUAUGGUUGUGUUAUUCAUCUAUAGUUCUCGUUGGUCAUAAAUCUAUUGUAGAAUCAUUACUCGA